Molecule: messenger RNA, 509 nt
Organism: Momordica charantia (bitter melon)
Lineage: Eukaryota; Viridiplantae; Streptophyta; Magnoliopsida; Cucurbitales; Cucurbitaceae
Product: transcriptional activator hap3-like
Biological process (GO): regulation of transcription by RNA polymerase II
Cellular component (GO): CCAAT-binding factor complex
Molecular function (GO): protein heterodimerization activity; DNA-binding transcription activator activity, RNA polymerase II-specific; RNA polymerase II cis-regulatory region sequence-specific DNA binding
Source: RefSeq, a predicted model, not a curated record
AUGGAGGGAGAUUCUGGAGCAGAUGCUUCAGAGAUCAGCGGCAAUGGCGGAAUUCUAAAGGAGCCGGAGAAUUUGCUGCCGAUCGCCAACGUCGGCCGAUUGAUGAAGCAGAUUUUACCGGCGAACGCGAAGAUUUCUAAGGAAGCGAAGGAAACGAUGCAGGAAUGCGCGUCGGAGUUCAUCGGUUUCGUCACCGGCGAGGCGUCGGAAAAAUGCCGGAGGGACGCCCGCCGGACGGUGACCGGAGAUGACCUGUGCUCGGCUCUGGAAUCCCUAGGAUUCGACGAUUUCGCCGGACCUUUGAGAAGGUACCUCUGUAAGUAUAGGGAGCAAGAAGAAGACGAACAGAAGGUAAAUAAAUCUGAAGAACGACGCCGUUUACGGUGGGUAAUGAAUCCGAACGACGCCGUUUCGGUAAAUUUUAUUCGAGCUUGAUGAGCCGCCGGCGCCGGCCAGGGGUUGUUCUGUUUCGAAAAUAGUUUCUCUCUUUCAAUAAAAAAUUAAGCGAA